AUGCCAGCAAUUAUAGAUGAAACAAUUGGAAUACCUUUUUCGUCAAAUGAUCCUGUAACUCAAAGUAUUAUUGAUGAAGUUCAAAAUGAACUAUUGAAUGAUGAUGCGAAUCUUGAUGAAAUUGGAGAAAACAAUAAUCCAAAUAGUUUAAGUGAAAAUGCAUGUGUUGAUACAAAUCAAAAUGAAUUUGGCGAUGUUCGUUUACGAAAACCAAUUGAUAUGAAUGAAUUACGAGAAUGUAAAGGUCAAGUAAUUGAAUUAGAUCCAGCUGAAAUUGCACAAUUAGCAACUCAACAAGCCAUGGAAGAAAAGGAAAAUAGUCGACAAAAUGAUACAUUGUCAACAAACGGUGAUCGCUUUGUUAAAGAUGAAUUAAAAUUUAAAUGGCCAAAAGAAGAUUUAUAUAAGCAACGUUUAGUGGAUGGUACAACAUCGUUUGAAGAUCAAUUGGUAUUAAUGCAUCAUAUAAUGAAAACAAAUGGUAAAGAUGGUAUAAUCAUUGUAGGUGAUAGUACAGAUAUUGGAGGUGGUAUAUGGAAAGAAGUCAUUUAUGCUGGCGUUGGUCAGUCACCUGCUCAAGGUUCAACUGUUCGAGUUCAUUAUAAUGCUUAUUUUGAAUUUUCGGAUGAACCAUACGAUUCUACAUAUAUUCGUCGUCGACCGUUUGAAUUUCGUGUUGGACGGUCGGAAGUAUUACCAGGUCUAGAUUAUGCUGUGUCAAACAUGCAACGACGUGAACGUUCAAAAUUUAUUAUUAGUAGUGAUUUACUCUAUGGUUCAGUUGGAUGCAGACCAAGAAUACCGGCAAAUGCAUGGUGUAUAUUUGUAAUUGAAUUAAUAUCGUAUAUCGAUUGUACAUUAGUCGAUGAAUUGGCAUCAAUGACAAUGUCGGCUAAAAACGAUAGUCAUGAUCAUACAGAAGAAGAUGGUGAACAACCAACGUAUGAUUUUGAUAAACGAUUAAAAAUUGUACAAACAUUACGAAAUAUGGGUAAUGAUGAAUAUGAAAAAAUUAAUUUAGAAAAAGCCAUUCGGUAUUAUGCUAAAGGCAAACAAUUCUUAUUAAAAACAAAAUUACAAAAUGAAGAUGAAGAAAAACAGUAUCAACAAAUGUUAUUGAAAUUAUAUUUAAAUUCAGCGCAGUGCUAUCUGAAAUUGAAAAAUUUCAGUCGUACAAUCAAAAAUUGUCAAGAAGCGCUAGCACUUGAUCCAAAUAAUGUUAAAGCAUUAUAUCGUAUGAGCAUGUCUUAUCGUUUAUUACAACAGUUUGAUCAAGCAAAACAAUAUUUAUGCAAAGCACUCAAUUUAGAACCAAAUAAUUAUGAUAUUAUUGAUGAAUUUCAACGAUUAGAACGUGCAGUUGAUAAUCAAAAGAAAAAUGAACAAACAUUCUAUUAUAAAAUGUUCAAUAGUAACAGUUCAUCAAACAACAAAUAA
This is a messenger RNA of Didymodactylos carnosus, 1437 nucleotides long. Lineage: Eukaryota; Metazoa; Rotifera; Eurotatoria; Philodinida; Philodinidae. The record is from the annotation of a GenBank genome assembly.